GAUUGUAGAAAUGUCUGGAAGAGGAAAGACCGGCGGUAAAGCUCGCUCUAAGGCCAGAUCUCGUUCCUCCCGGGCUGGACUGCAGUUCCCGGUGGGCCGUGUUCACAGGCUGCUGAGAAAGGGCAACUAUGCUGAGCGAGUGGGUGCCGGAGCCCCGGUCUAUCUGGCUGCUGUGCUGGAGUAUCUGACGGCUGAAAUCCUCGAGCUGGCCGGUAACGCGGCCCGGGACAACAAGAAGACCCGCAUCAUCCCCAGACACCUGCAGCUGGCCGUCCGCAACGACGAGGAGCUCAACAAGCUGCUGGGAGGGGUGACCAUCGCUCAGGGCGGGGUGCUGCCUAAUAUCCAGGCCGUGCUGCUGCCCAAGAAAACCAGCACCGCUGCGGGCUCGAAGACCAAGUGAAGCGGCCAUUCUUUAACCUAAUAACCCAAAGGCUCUUUUCAGAGCCACUCACAGAGUCUGUGAAAGGGCUACUCUGUCAGGGAGUCAGAUGGAAUUGUAAAGGUGGAGUGGUCUGUUCCUGAAUUGUUUGUGUUGUCAGUUGCCUCUUUACAUUGCGCUGUUUCUUUGCUCACACAUCUCCCGCUUUAGUGAAGAAUAUAAGGCCGGGGUGUCUGACUCAUUUCAGAACCACCCACUAAAAGGGUGACCUAGUGUCUGCCCGUUGCGUGCUGAAUUUAAGUGAUUUUGCAGCAUUAUUUAAUUGCGAAGUGAUUUAAUCAGCCACAGGUUUAUUCAGACACACACUUCCUACUCAUAGCGUUGCGAUA
Carcharodon carcharias (great white shark) is the source of this 771-nucleotide messenger RNA. Its product is annotated as histone H2A-like. The record is from RefSeq and is a predicted model, not a curated record. Lineage: Eukaryota; Metazoa; Chordata; Chondrichthyes; Lamniformes; Lamnidae. Gene Ontology annotation, molecular function: DNA binding; protein heterodimerization activity; structural constituent of chromatin. Bases 11 to 403 code for a protein of 130 amino acids. The transcript has a single exon. Gene Ontology annotation, cellular component: nucleosome.